Messenger RNA from Aegilops tauschii subsp. strangulata, 1471 nucleotides. Its product is annotated as tobamovirus multiplication protein 3. Lineage: Eukaryota; Viridiplantae; Streptophyta; Magnoliopsida; Poales; Poaceae. The record is from RefSeq and is a predicted model, not a curated record.
ACGCGGGCGCAGAUAUAAGCAGAGCGCGGCUGUACCUGCACUACAAAACUGUACCAAACACGUCGGCUCCGAUCCAACCUGUGUUCCCCCUCCCGUCCGAGCUACGAAGGUGACGCGAGCCGCCCCUACAAAUCCACGUCGCCGCCAGCGGCACCACCAGAUUCCCCAAGCCACCCAAUUUUUUUGAUUCUACUACCGGAGAGGAAGGCCGUCUGUCUCUCUUUUCCAGGGAUCUCCGUGCAGCCUGGCGGCGAUGGCGGCGGCGGCGCUGGCACCGGCUCUGGCGCCGGUGCCCUUGCCGGCGGCCUUCGCGGGGUGGUGGGAGCACGUGAACGGCUCGCCGGCGUGGCAGGACGGGAUCUUCUGGGCCCUCGCCGCACUCUACGGCCUCAUCGCCGCCUCCUCCUUCAUCCAAGUUGCCAGAAUACAGCACAGAGUGCCUGAAUAUGGAUGGACAACACAAAAGGUCUUCCAGUUCCUUAAUUUCUUGGUUAAUGGAGCAAGGUGUUCCAUCUUUGCUUUUCGUCGCCAAGUGCAACUAGUGAACCCUCAGAUCUUUCAGCAUGUUAUUCUUGAUCUGCCGGGGCUUGCAUUCUUCACUACCUAUGCAAUGUUGGCACUUUUCUGGGCUGAAAUAUCUUAUCAAGCACGUGGUCUAGACACUGAUGGCCUCAGAUCAGGUUUCUAUAUUAUUAAUGGUGUCGUUUAUGCAAUGCAGGUUUUGGUGUGGGUAUUGUUGUGGUUGAAUCCAAAUCCAUCUAUGCUUGUGCUUUCAAAGUUAUUCAUUGCGGGACUGUCAUUUUCCGCUGCCCUGGGUUUUCUGCUGUACGGAGGGAGGCUAUUCCUCAUGUUGAAGCGUUUCCCUAUCGAGUCUAAAGGGAGGCAACAAAAGCUGAGCGAGGUCGGCAGAGUGGCCACUAUUUGUUCCUGUUGCUUCUUGGCAAGAUGCGUAAUGAUGUGUUUCGCUGCCUUCAAUAAAGAUGCUGAUCUGGAUGUUCUUGACCAUCCAAUUCUGAAUUUCAUAUAUUACCUCCUUGUCGAAAUUGUUCCUUCGGCUCUUGUCCUGUACAUUCUGCGGAGGAUCCCUUCGAAGCUAAAGCUCGCACAUUACCAUCCCCUCAGCAGCGGCUAGAGAUAAAAGCGGUGUCCCCUUCUGAGCUGAAAUAUAGAGAUGUUGCUGCAAACAUAGCUGAUUGCGACCCCAAGACUUAAAAAAGGCUGGUCUAUGGUCUGAUCGUUCAAAAUGUGUACAGACAGGGAUCUGAAAUCUACGCGUUAACUUACCUUGUGUAGCCGCUAACUUGGUAGUUUAAGGGUGCUAAUUCCAUGUACUUAAUUAGAGAUAAUUGCACGUAUAGUCACGGAAGUUGGCGGCAAGGUCCAACAUGGUCUUGGAUGUUGAGAAGUGAUCCAAUACGGUCCUGAUACAAGGAAAUACGUUGCCAAUACGGUCCUUGAUUUUGGACCGACA